Gadus chalcogrammus (walleye pollock) is the source of this 2698-nucleotide messenger RNA. RefSeq lists its product as uncharacterized. Gene Ontology annotation, molecular function: GTPase activity. The coding region runs from base 424 to 1779 and encodes 451 amino acids. Lineage: Eukaryota; Metazoa; Chordata; Actinopteri; Gadiformes; Gadidae. The transcript is spliced from 12 exons. The record is from RefSeq and is a predicted model, not a curated record.
CCAACGUAUUGCGGGAUCAGCUGCACACACUUUCAAUUCAAGGAGGGGAAUAUGAAACCAUGGGAUCUCCCAGUUUCACAUGAUGGAAGGCCUAUAUGAUGAAAGUUGUACCACUUAAUUUACUUUGAAUACCUCAAACGGAUUGAUAUAUUACAUAUUUAUUAGUAAUAUAGCGGUGUGGUUCGGUGUUCGAGGCUGUUUGUUUUGGUUAGCAGGAAGCCGAUAAGAUACUUGAACGGCCUUCAUUAAUCAGGGCAAAGGCCGCCGUCCAUUGAUGAACUACAUUACCCAGAGGCCUUUGCACGAACCCAGACCGGCUAGUUGGCGACGUGGCCUUGCGACGUAACGAACGCGACCGGGUUGAUUCAAAAGGCGCUGACGUCUCCUGACCGGCUUGUGUUUCGAAUCCAUUAACGCUCCAAGAUGUCUGGGAAGAUUAAGAACCGAAGUGGGGCUAACGCCGACCUAACCUCCGGCGGCGUGUCGUGCGAUGAGCGCAUCCUCCGGGACUGCCACCAGCUGUACGCGGACCCGGAGAGCGGCCUCAUCACCGUGGCCCAGUCCGUUGGCGUGACCCUGCUGCCUCCCAGGAAGAAGAUCACCGUCAUGUUGAUGGGAAACCACUCUGCUGGGAAGAGCUCGUUUAUCAACUGGUACGUCGAGGAGCACAUCCAGCGGACGGGCGUGGCCAUCGAGACGCAAGGCUUCAGCUUCGUCACCAGCGGCCGCAAGAGGGAGUCCCUCACAGGGAACGCCACCCUGCAUCUCUACCCCCACUUCAAACCUCUGCAAGAGUUCAAAGGUGUGUCGGAGUACCUGGGCACGGAGGUGUGCACGUCCCGGCAGAAGCGCUUCAGCCUGGUGACCUUCGUGGACUCCCCGGGACUGGUGGACGGGGACAUGAAGUACCCCUUCGACGUGGACGAGGCCAUCAUGUGGCUGGGCGAGCUGUGCGACCUGAUCCUGGUCUUCUUCGACCCCAUGGGCCAGGCGCUGUGCAAGAGAACCCUGAACAUCGUGGAGCGCCUCAACGAGAAGCACGGCGACCGGCUGCACUUCUACCUGAGCAAGGCUGACGAGGCCGGGAGCGAGUCGGACCGCCAGAGGGUGAUGAUGCAGAUCGUCCAGGAGCUUUGUAAGCGACCGGGACUCAACAAGUGUGGCUUCGACAUGCCCACCAUCUACAUCCCCAACCCCAACAAGCCCAGCCGCUGUGUGAACCAGAUCGAGGAGGUGUGUCGCACGGUGGAGAAGACCAUCAACCAGACGGUGCAGAACACGCUCAACUCCCUGGAGAAGGACUGCGAGGUCAUCACCGAGGCCAUCGCCGACACGCUCGCCGUGGACAGGCAGACCGGCGCCCAGAACCGCCGGGCGCGCUGUAAGGGCUGCUUCAUGGCCCUGCUGGGCUUCGUGGUGCCGCUGGCGCUGCUGGCGCUGCUGGUGCUGGGGACCCUCUCCAGAGAGCUGCUGGAGAUGGCCCUGGGCCCCCAGGGCACCGAGGCCCUGUCCCUCUACCUGGCCCCUGUGGUGCGCGGGUUCGAGUCCCUCUCUGUAGAGCACCAGCUGUACGCCUGCGGAGGCCUCGUAUUCCUCUCCUUCCUCCUCCUCAUCCUCGCCCGCUUCUCCUUCAGGACCCGAACCACUCUGUCCGGCCGGCAGAAGAGACAGCUGCAGGAGAAGCUGGAGUACGUGCAGGACGUGGUCAAGAGCAAAAAGAAAAAGUUGUACAGCGAAUACCUGCGCCAGAGUGUCGGAGAUCAGGACAUGGACAUGUAGAGAGGACCGACGCCGCUGCAGGAAACCAUUCCCCCGGGACGGUGGUUCGGUGGGGUCACGGUGGUUCGGUGGGGGCACGGUGGUCCCACUGGUUUAGAGAACCCUGUGGGGUCACGGUGGUUCCACUGGUUUAUAGAACCCUGUAGGGUCACGGUGGUUCCACUGGUUUAUAGAACCCUGUGGGGUCACGGUGGUUCCACCGGGCUUAGAGAACCCCUUAACGCGCUGACUGCCAUCUUUAGAAUAACUCUUGGUCAGAACGUGGAUGUAAUUUGUGAGUGACCCGGUAACACUAUAGGCCUUUGGUAACAGUGCUGUCCAUACUGUAAUGUUCAUCUGCUCCUUUAUGCAAUCGCUGUACAACUCAAACCAUGCAGUGCUUCAGGAUUAGGGUUAUUCUGCGUUUCCUGUUUUAGCACUUCUUUUUUUUUUCACAAGGAUAGCCUUUCUAACUUAACUAUUUUUGUUAAUCAUUUUUAAAAACGGCAUUUAUACUAUUUUCCAGUGUCAGGAUUACAGGAUCACAGAACCACUUAAAUAUCUAUUUAAAUAACGUAGCCUAUUUAUACGAUUACAGAUGUUGUAUUUUGGUGAGAUGGCAUUUAGCACUGGUAUCCUUGAGUCACAUUUUUCACAAUGUGCAGUUUUUUUUUUUUAAGAUCUCCAGCAUUUUAUAUUGUAUGUUUCACACAAGUGGACCGUUUGUCAAAGAAAUAAAGUUUGUUAUAAGUGGACCAGCAUUCAAACGCAUUCAGAGGGUAAUUAUGUACACUGAUAUCAUUGUAACAUGUUUUUUUCUGUUUUAGCUGACAAAAAAUGUAAAAACUUUUCUAUUUCUUUAACUACAUUGUCCCCGCCAUUUGUUAAAUUGAUUUGAAUAAAGGCACAACAUUUAAUAAAGACGGUUUUGGGUUUCUUU